AUGUCUGUCCCGCAACUCCUUCGCUCCGAGGUCGUUCUGGAGAAGUACGGCAAAUCGCUUGCGGGCAAAACAGUCUUGAUCACUGGUGUCUCCGAGCAGUCCAUUGCAGGUGAACUUGCCAUCCAGCUAGCCGCCGCCGAUCCGAAGCUCUUGAUCCUGAGUGCACGUAACGAGCCAAAUGCAACCCCAAUCAUCAAACAGAUCAAGGAGUCCAAGCCCAAUGUCGAGACACGCUUUCUCAACAUGGAUCUCGGCGACUUGAGCAAAAUUCGCCAAGCAGUCAAAGAGGGUCUCGCAGAUGUGCCCAGGAUUGAUCAUGCGGUCUUUGUAGCCGGUGUGAUGGCCUGUCCUUUCUCCAAAACCAAGGAUGGCUUUGAGAUGCAGUUCGGCGUGAAUUAUCUUGCGAACUUCCUCCUGGUGAAGCUCCUCCUGCCAAAAGUCCAGGCAGCUGGCCCGGAGUCAUCGAUUAUCAUUACGUCGAGCGCUGUGAUGAGACAAGGCAAGGUUCAUUUCGACGACCUUGGUUUCAGCGACGGAAAGAUCUAUGAGCCAUGGGCCGCGUACGGUCAGUCCAAUGCCGCGCGCACCAUGUUCGCAAAAAGGCUUGGUGAAAAGUUGAAGAGCCAAGGUAUCCGUGUCUUCAGCAUUGAUCCUGGCUCUGUCAACUCCGGCUUGCAAAGACACUGCCCUCCAGGUUUCAUGGAAAUGGUCAAGGAAUGGGAAAAACCUGGCUCCCUUGUGGAUGCCGAUGGAAACAAAUUUGACAUGCAACCUUGGGCAACUCAGUCAGAAGGAGCAGCGACUAUCAUCACAGGAAUGAUUGAUUCUACAAUCUCAGUCGUUGACUAUAACGGAUCGUUCUUGAGCCAAAACGCCGUGGCAAACGAUCAUAUGCACUCGCAUGUCCGAGACGAACGGAAUAUUACGCGUCUUUGGGAGAUAAGUGAGGAGAUGAUCCAGGAGAAGUAUACAUGGUAG
Penicillium subrubescens is the source of this 978-nucleotide messenger RNA. RefSeq names its product Short-chain dehydrogenase/reductase SDR. The record is from RefSeq and is a predicted model, not a curated record. NCBI's taxonomy places the organism in Eukaryota, Fungi, Ascomycota, Eurotiomycetes, Eurotiales, Aspergillaceae. The coding region runs from base 1 to 978 and encodes 325 amino acids. The transcript is spliced from 6 exons.